Molecule: messenger RNA, 2479 nt
Organism: Diospyros lotus (date-plum)
Lineage: Eukaryota; Viridiplantae; Streptophyta; Magnoliopsida; Ericales; Ebenaceae
Product: pentatricopeptide repeat-containing protein At5g25630
Exons: 4
Coding region: 302-2191 (629 amino acids)
Molecular function (GO): protein binding
Source: RefSeq, a predicted model, not a curated record
AGCCUCACUCCAAAAUUUCCUUAUCUCUUGCUAAAUUUUCUCGAUUAUUGACGAAGAUAUUGGUGGAUAAGAUUACCGAUGGUUGCCCACCGUCCCACGCUCUAGAGCUCGCAAAUUACAUGCACAGAGGAACCCAUCUCUCUCUCUCUCUCUCUCUCUCUCUCUCUCUCUGCAAGAACUCGACUGAAGUUCGAAGGAAAUUCCUCUUAGAAUUGUGGAAGAGGAUCAGAAUAGAAGUUCAGAUAGCCUCUCUAAAUCUGAGGCAUUCAAGAAUUCAUAAAGACAGAGUUAGAAGGUACUCAUGGGAGAGGCCAGUAAAGAGCGAGCUGAUUCGGGGACCAUCAACAAGCAUGAAGAAGGAACAGAUUCUGUUACAAAUGAAUGGGUUCAGGAAUUGCGGACCAAGGGAAGAAAUGAAGAUGAUGAGAUACAACUGUAUCCAGAGCCAGAAUCUACCCUUUGCAGUUCAUGCCUAAGCAAUAUCAAUUGCCGCACUGUACGCUCAAGAACAAAACUAAUGAACAUCCUGAUAGAGAGGGGGAAACCCCAGGAAGCCCUGAACAUUUUCAAUAGCUUGAUUGAAGGGGGGCAUAUACCUUCUCUGAUAACUUACACCACUCUUUUAGCUGCUUUGACCUAUCAAAAGCGCUUCAACUCCAUACACUCAAUUAUCUGUCAAGUGCAGAAAAAUGGGAUGAAGCCAGAUUCUGUUUUCUUUAAUGCUGUCAUCAAUGCUUUUUCUGAAUCUGGAAACAUGGAGGAGGCCAUGAAAACUUUCCAGAAGAUGAAGGAGAAUGGAUUUAUGCCCACUACUAGCACAUUCAACACUUUGAUUAAGGGGUAUGGUAUUGCUGGUAAGCCUGAAGAGUCUAUAAAAGUGCUAGAGGCAAUGUCCCAAGAGGAAAAUGUGAAACCCAACCUUAGGACUUACAACGUACUAGUAAGAGCUUGGUGUAACAAGAAGAAAGUUGCAGAGGCAUGGAAUGUAGUAUAUGAAAUGAUAACAUUAGGUUUGCAACCUGAUGUUGUUACUUACAACACUAUAGCAACAACUUAUGCUCAAAAUGGAGAGACAGAUCGAGCUGAAGGUGUGAUUUUAGAGAUGCAGAACCAGAAUGUGCAGCCCAAUGAACGAACUUGUGGUAUCAUAAUUGGUGGUUAUUUUAAAGAAGGCAAAAUAAAGGAUGCUAUGAGUUUUGUGUAUAGGAUGAAGGAGUUUCAAGUGCGUCCUAAUCUUGUUGUGUUCAAUUCACUGAUCAAGGGAUUUCUGGACAUGGACGAUAGUGAGGGUGUUGAUGAGGUUCUGACAUUGAUGGAAGAAUUCGGAGUCAAGCCAGAUGUUAUAACUUUUAGCACCAUCAUGAAUGCUUGGAGUGCUGCAGGAUUUAUGGACCGGUGUAAGGCAAUCUUUGAUGACAUGGUGAAGGCUGGCAUAGAACCUGAUGCCCAUGCGUAUAGCAUUCUUGCCAAAGGCUAUGUGCGUGUACAGAAACCCGAGCAAGCUGAACAGCUUCUGACAGACAUGGUUAAAUCCGGUGUCCGCCCAAAUGUUGUGAUCUUCACGACCAUCAUAAGUGGAUGGUGCAGUGCUGGGAGAAUGGAUUCUGCAAUCAGGGUUUUCGAGAAGAUGUGCGAAUAUGGAAUAUCCCCGAAUUUGAAGACUUUUGAAACUUUGAUUUGGGGGUAUGCUGAAGCCAAGCAGCCAUGGAAAGCAGAAGAAAUGCUCCAUCUCAUGAAAAGUUAUGAUGUCCAGCCUGAGAAAUCCACUUUCAAGCUAGUUGCAGAAGCUCGCCGUGCCGCUGGAUUGACUGGAAAUGCAAACAGAACUAUUCUAGGUAUCAAUGGUAAUCAUGAUGCAAUUCAACAAUUAGACGUGAAUGACGAGAUGCCGGUGGACAGCUUGGAGGGAGUUUAUCACAAAGAAGUUAUGAAUUCGUAUUCCAAUCAAUUUCAUGUAUCAAGCAUGAGUAUUAGCGAUCAGAAAGGAUCAGCUGCCUCGACCAAAAGAAGCCGGAUGGUGCUGAAAGAAGCUGAACACUCAUCAGAUCCUCUGUGGAGCUCUAUAAGAUCCAUGCAUGUUACCUGUAAAUCCGGAGCAAGAAUGCCGAUCAUUUGCCAGAAGCAGUCGCAAGGGCAGCUUUUCAUGUGCGGUCAGCUCGCAAACUCGUGUACAGUUGUGUUCUUGAACUAGACCAAAGCAGUCUCGUUACAGAAGCUUGUAAUCGCACCAGAACAGUAGCUGAGGAGGAGAUUGCAAUUGACUUGUACAUAGCCAUAGGGAUGACCAUCUUCGCCACAUCACAUGAACGAACGUCUCAGGUACUCGACACAGUUAAGAAUCAGCUGUUGUUACUGAUCAUAUAAAAUCUUAAUAACCAUGCAAAUUUGCUUACUGUGCAGUUUUUCGAAUUUGUUGUAAGACGGGCAUUUGAAUCUUCUGUGAAGCUAAUGACAAUGUUUCUCUCUCUCUCUCUCUUAU